Molecule: messenger RNA, 5310 nt
Organism: Ornithodoros turicata
Lineage: Eukaryota; Metazoa; Arthropoda; Arachnida; Ixodida; Argasidae
Exons: 1
Coding region: 1-5310 (1769 amino acids)
Biological process (GO): DNA integration
Molecular function (GO): zinc ion binding; nucleic acid binding
Source: RefSeq, a predicted model, not a curated record
AUGACACGGCUCUCCGACCUGCUGGGGCAGCAGGACUCGUCCGUCGAAGAGGUUGAAGCUGCGUUGGACUAUUUGGUGGCAAAACGGCAAUCGCUCUACGACCUCGAUAGCAGCAUCGCCCAGGAAACCCCCGAAGAUCAGCUGGGAGCGGAACUUGACAGUGCGCUCCAGUACGAGGAAGGUCUCGAGGGAAUGAUCACAAGGGCACGUCGUAGGCUUCGCCAGCAGCAGAAUGUUGCACCUUUGGAUCAACAGCGUCCUGCGGGGCAAAAAUCCGUCGCUCUCCCUAAGCUUCAGAUACCCAAGUUUUCGGGAAAAUUACAGGAAUGGCAACAAUUCUGGCAGCAUUUUGAUGCCACCAUCCACUCCAACCAAGCACUGGCUCCGGUCGAGAAGUUUAAGUACUUGGUCUCCUACCUCACUGACGACGCGAAGCGAUCCAUCGAAAGCAUCAGGAUCAGCGGCGACAACUACGACUCUGCGGUCACUCUGCUCACACACAGGUACGGUAGACCGGAACUCCUUACGGCGGAGCACAUCGACCAUUUGCUUGCUCUUCGUCCCAUCUCGAAUUCCCAAAACAUUCCCCAGCUCCGACGUCUUCAUGACGAUGUGACCAUUCGAAUGGCAGCUUUGGAUUCUUUGGGGGUAACUAAGGAUAAAUAUGCGGUUAUCAUGUACCGCGUCAUCACACGAUGCUUGCCCGAAAACCUCUGUGUCCUUUUUCAUCAACGGAGAAGGGAUACAGCCGCAGUACCUCAACCCCAAGGCAACAAUGAAAGCACUGGGAUAGACAAGGCCGCCGAGGAUCUUCAGGCGCUGCUAUCAUUUCUUCAGGUGCAGGUGGAGACUCGGGAAGAGGUGUUGCUCACUCGGGCAGUUUCGCCAGCGUCGGCUGCUCGCAGCAAGAGUCCUAACGAGCCGGUUCGGCUUCCUACGGCCGCUGCCCUAGCCGCUGCAAACGCCGCACCUCCGAAGCGGACUGCUGACGCACGUUCAACACCCUGUCCCUUGUGUCAUUCGCCGGACCAUCCGCUGCAGUCCUGCACGGCGGUUUUACCGGCAGCCGAUAUGCGCCAUCGUUUGUCUAGAGCGGGAAGAUGUUUCAGGUGCGGCAAAUCCGGACAUUUUUCACGGGUUUGCCGAUCUGCGGCUGGGUUGUCUUGUGCGAAGUGCCACGGACAUCACCUUUCCAUAUUGUGUGACAUUCAAAGACGCCCGGAGGCUCAGCAUUGUUCGACCACUCUCCCCGCGACUGCAGACAUGGAGGCACCGCGCGAAGUGUUGGACGACGUCGUCUCACAGACUGUCAUGUCUUCAUCACCCUCGAACGUGCAUGCAAAAUCUGGAAUGGCACGCCUUCAGACAGUCUCGGUUUGGGCAGAAGGACCUGCAUGCAAGAAGCGAAUUCGGCUGCUUCUUGACACGGGUAGUCAACAAACGUUUAUACGUCGCGAUCUGUUGAAGGAGCUAGGGUGCCAAAUCACUGGUGAGGAGGACCUCUCCGUGUUCUCUUUCGCACGUACGCGCCACCCCAGAAGAUUCCACUGCGAACGGGUGCAAGUCCGCCUCGAAGCCAUCUCGGAUCCGCGGUCGUGCAUCGAGCUUGAAGCCCUCGGCAUUUCUGAACUAUGCCGCGUGUCUACGCCAGCCUUGGACGACGUAACCAUGAGCCUUCUCUCGCUGCGAGGCCUCGAAGUGGCUGAUACGAGCUGCACCACGGACAUCGCUCUGCUGGUGGGUUCCGAUUACUAUUGGAAGCUGGUCACCGGCCGAGUGGUACGUCUCCCUGGCGAUCUUGUUGCGGUGGAGACCAUCUUCGGAUGGGUCGUUCAGGGAGUCCAGCGGUCACCCAGUCGAACGCUGUCUACCGUGGUAUCAGUCCUCUCCCUUUCCUGCGAGGAACAAGAAUUCUUCGACCACAUGGACCCUUCGGAAGCAUGGCGAUUGGAUGCCCUUGGCAUAAGCGAUCCGGUUCCUGAUCCCGACGAUGACUUUGCGGCCGCCUACUUUACAAGCCAUGUACGCCAAUGUGACGGUUGCUACGUCGUCCCGCUAAUGGUUAAACCAGAACUAGGGCUCCCUGCCUGCGCCAAUAACAGGAAUACGGCUCUACAGCGCCUCCUCUCGCAACUACGUCGGUUUCGUUUCGACCCAGAAUUGCUGGCUCAGUAUGACAAGGUCAUACGUGAGUAUUUUGACGAAGGUCAUGCUGAGAAGGUAAUGGGGAUCACCAGCCGCCAAGAAAACGUUUAUUACAUGCCCCAUCACGCGGUUGUGCGACAAGAGGCGAUCACCACGAAACUCCGCGUUGUAUUUGAUGCGUCGUCCCACUUGCCAGGUCAGCAAUCGUUGAACACUCUCCUGAUGAAAGGGCCGAAGCUAAACGCAGAUCUGCUCCAUCUUCUGUUGCAGUUCCGCUGCAGCUCCACGGUUUUAACCGCCGACAUCAGGAAGGCAUACCUGCAAAUCAUCAUUCGCCCCGAAGACAGAGAUUUUCUUCGCUUUCUGUGGGUAAAGGAUGUACGGCAGGCAUCCAACGACAGCAAUCUCGAACUUGUCGAGUGGCGGAUGACUAGAGUCCCUUUCGGAGCUACUUCGAGUCCAUUUCUGCUAGCAGCAACGCUACAACACCACUUUGAGGUAGUUUGCUCGGAUUAUCCCAACACCGUAUCCCGCAUCCGGACGGGGUUUUAUGUCGACGAUCUGGUCGUCGGCUGCACGUCAGACGGUGAUGCGUUGCAGGUAUACCAAGAAACGGUAGAAAUACUGAAAUCCGCUGGAAUGGAUAUUCGCAAGUGGACCUCAAACUCUCCGGUUCUGCGGGAGAGAUUUCUCAUGGACGGCACGUCCUAUGACAAUGCCUCCGACGGCGACCCCAUCGUCAAGGUUCUCGGCCUAUAUUGGGAUCGCAGCACGGACGGUCUUCUUCUCAACACGACUCGAGCAGCAGACUUCGCCGUCGCACACCCUGCCACGAAGCGCACCGUCUUGAAAGCAUUUUCACUUGUGUAUGACCCCUUGGGGUACAUCGCACCUGUCAUUAUAUCUGCGAGAAUUCUGUUUCAAGACCUGUGGCGCAAUGGCCUAUCGUGGGACCAACCAGUUAGCGAAUCAGACAACGCAAUCUGGGAGAAGUGGAAGGUCAGCCUGGGAGAAUUGAACCUGCUCAGACUCCCGCGCUGCGCUCUCCCUGAAGAUAACUCACCCGUCGAUGUGCACUGUUUCGCAGAUGCCAGUCCGAAAGCCUAUGGCACUGCCAUACACUUGCGGAGUCUUUCUCCCAACGGCUCUCUUCUGGUCCAUUUGCUCAUAGCACGGGCUCGUCUGGCACCAUUAAAACAGGUGUCGUUGCCUCGUCUCGAGCUCCUCGCCUGCCUCCUGGCUACACGUCUCUACCGUCACGUUUCCGCGCUGAAGACUCUCAGUCAAGUGCCAGUACAUUUUUGGACAGAUUCCACCAGCGCUCUUCAGUGGAUUCAUGGAUCUGGCAGCAAAACCCAGCAAUUUGUUCAGUCUCGAAUAACCGAAAUCCUGUCUUCAUCGCGCGUUGAUCAAUGGUUCCACUGCAGCGGUAGUGACAACCCCGCGGAUUUGCUCACUCGGGGCGUAUCCGCUACCACUCUGAAGUGCUGCAGAUUGUGGUGGACAGGUCCCGGCUGGCUCUCAUCGUCGUUUGGCACCUUCGUGAGUACAGAAAACCAGCUUUGCCAACCAGGGAUUCGAUUAACCGAUGACAGAGCCUCUCCAGCAAGUGAAUGUCCAGCUGUGGUCAAACAUGCCUCCGUUUUGGCAGUCGUCGCAAUUGAAGAAUGGAUGGAGAUCACGGACUACGGGACGUUAUCCAGGCUCCUUCGGGUCACCGCCUGGAUGCUGAGAUUUGCGAACAACGCUAGAUCUGCGAGACCAUCCGUGUCUGGUCCACUCACACUUGAGGAAAUCACGCAUGUUGAGAACUUUUGGAUCCGUCGCGUGCAGGCUGAGGCUUUCCCCCAUGAGGUUGCCGCUCUCAGCAAAGGAAACGUCGUCAAACCGUCAUCGUCCCUACAUGCGUUCCAACCGUUUUUGGACGCCAACGGCAUCAUGCGCGUCGGCGGCCGUCUUCAUCAACUGAACGUGGUCGACGCCAUAAAGCACCCCAUUCUUCUGCCAUCGAAGCAUCACUUUACGCAUCUCGUAAUACUCGACGCUCACCGACAAGCCCUGCACGCCGGAGUACAAGAUACUAUCACCCAAGUCAGGAACCGAUUUUGGGUCCUCCGGGCACGCCAGACGGUUCGUCGCGUCCUACACUCCUGCCUCAGCUGCCGCCGGCAGCGCGCCGAACUCGCUAGGGUUCCAACGGCCCCCCUCCCCCGCGAGAGAAUCACAGAGGCCAACCCCUUCUCGGUAGUUGGUCUGGAUUUCGCAAGACCGCUGUUCAUCACGAACGCCGCAUCAGGAAAAGCAUACAUCGUCCUUUUCUCGUGUGGCGUCACCCGAGCCAUCCACCUAGAGCUCGCAUCUUCUAUGAACGCUGUAGACUUUCUACUGGCCUUCCGUCGCUUCGUUUCAAGACGUGGUGUGCCCACCCUGGUCUAUUCAGACAACGCCCGAACGUUUCACAAGUGCGCAGCCAUCUUGUCUGCGCCCACCACAGCUGAAGUACAAGAUUUUGCAACUCAGCACCGUAUACAGUGGCGGUUCAUCGUCGAGCGAGCACCUUGGUGGGGCGGAUGGUGGGAACGCCUCAUCGGCACCGUGAAGGCUGCUCUAAGGCGAUGUCUCGGUAGAAGCCGCCUUACUUUCGAGCAACUAACUACAGCCCUAUGCGAGGUGGAAGCUCUCGUAAAUUCCCGCCCAUUAACCCACGUCGCAUCUGAUGUCGAGGAACUCGUACCCCUCACGCCAAGCCACUUUCUGAUAGGCAAACGAGCCAUCUCUCUACCGGGCGAACACGCUGCCAUCUCACAGCCUGACGCGGAGGACCUCCGGCACAACUUCAGAGAAAUGCUGAAGGCGAAGGAACUCUUCUGGAAGCGCUGGAGAUACGAGUACCUUCUGCAGCUGAGGUCUGCCCACGUGACUGCGUCUCCUACCCAAAGUCGUUUCAAGAAAGGGGAUGUGGUGGUGCUUCAGGAAGAUAAUGUUCGUCCCCCUUUUUGGAAGCUCGGACGCAUAGCGAAGCUGAUACGAGGGAGAGAUGGGUUAGUGCGGGCAUGCUCAGUACGUCUCGCAAGCGGCACUACCAUAACCCGUCCAGUUCAAAGGCUUUGCCGUUUGGAAGCAGACGUCUCGUCACCCGCGGCCGGGGAUGAUGUUGCGGAUUAA